AUGUGGAGACAGGUGAUAACACGAUUCGGUAUCCCAGAAGCCGUCAUCUCGGACAACGGAACACAGUUCACCGACAAGAAAUUCACGGAGUUCCUCACCGGCCUGGGCAUAAAACAGAAGUUCUCCUCGGUGGAACACCCCCAAACAAACGGACAGGUCGAGUCCGCAAACAAGAUCAUCCUGCUAGGACUUAAGAAGCGGCUAGACAAUAAGAAGGGUGCUUGGGCCGACGAGCUCGCCUCGGUCCUCUGGUCCUACCGUACAACCGAGCAAUCUUCCACUAAGGAGACCUCCUUUCGGCUAACGUACGGGCUAGAUGCGGUAAUACCUGUGGAAAUCGGGGAACUGAGCCCACGGCUACUGUUGAAGGGAGUAGAGGAAGCUAUAGAGAAGGAUCUAAUAGAGAACUAG
Molecule: messenger RNA, 411 nt
Organism: Arachis stenosperma
Lineage: Eukaryota; Viridiplantae; Streptophyta; Magnoliopsida; Fabales; Fabaceae
Exons: 1
Coding region: 1-411 (136 amino acids)
Biological process (GO): DNA integration
Molecular function (GO): nucleic acid binding
Source: RefSeq, a predicted model, not a curated record